GUGCAUUCGACAAACUUAGCAUUUGCGACAUUGUCAUGCUUACGUCGUGCAUAUCUUAUAUCAUAAUCACGCUUUGCACUUACAGAUCGAAAUUUCUCUAAGUCACCACAUACCAUACCAUGGACAAUCUCCAGGCUGGUAUAUACCGGCCACACGACACUGCCGUCGUUUAUGUCUGCGAUUGCGAUUGAUCCCGAGUCUUCCAGCGACUACCUCGAUCGGGUGAUUGACCCGGUGCUUCAAGAACCUCCAACUAAGAAACAGAGACUCGACUCACUCGAGGAUGCCGACAUUCAGAUCUCGUUACCACCUGUCAAAAUUGACGAAUCUGCUCUAGUACCGUCCGUCUCCUCAGCAAACGAGCAAACGGAGACUCUUAAUAUAAAAAAUCCACUGGAUCACGUUCUCUUGAAACCUCGACCUCGACCUAUCCCAAAAGUGACCCCGGUGCCCUCAACCAAUGCCCAAACCAACUCACCGGCACCUUCCAACGACUCGAUACCUACGCCAUCCUUAACGGUGACCCCAACAAACUCCGACUCUGAUGCAGCAUCGCUCUCAGUCAAGAGAGAGCUGCUUGUAGCUGCGCCCGCUAAGAAAACUCGUCAACCCAGUGUGAAACCAAUGCGUAUUGGCACGAAAGUAACACCUCGUAAUCUGUGUGCACUCGAUUGGCAAGCAAAAGGUCACCAGCGUGAACCGGCUAGUGCAUUCGCACUCUACUGGAACAAUCUGUCGGCCAGUAUCAAGGAGGAAUACAAACGAAUGGCCGCAGCGCAGGUGAGUGUCGUCGUGCCUGCUGGUACUAUAGGCCACUGUACUAACUGGUUCUUCUAUUACUACAGAUUGGCUCUUCUUCGACACUCCAAGGCAGGGACAGUGAGAAUGAGCACCAUGACUAGCGGUGGGAUCCCGAUGGAUGUGUGCAGGCGUCGAGAAUCGGGAUGGCGGGCGAGGCGGCGGGAUGGCGGGAUGGCAGCGCAGCGCGCAGUGGGUACCCCAGUGAUAGCGAUACCUAGCGAUACCCCCCAAACAAUAGCGAUACCCCUCGAUAUUCUGAUUUGAUUGCAUUAGCUGUGUAUCGAUUACAUUUUUGAUUCAAAUCGAGCGAGAAUCCGUAUGUAAAUGUCUAUCUAAACAGUCUCGAUCUGUAUCUUUUUGCGUCUCGAAAAGUGCCGUUUUUUCGAAAGACCUCGAAACGCAGCGAUAAAUUUGACAGCCUCAAUUUUUCUAGACGUAUAUCGUUACGUAUCUACCUCUUUCUCGUCGAUUUUCACUGGGCCUCAAACUCCACUGUCUCC
Molecule: messenger RNA, 1301 nt
Organism: Suillus subaureus
Lineage: Eukaryota; Fungi; Basidiomycota; Agaricomycetes; Boletales; Suillaceae
Exons: 6
Coding region: 172-1065 (297 amino acids)
Source: RefSeq, a predicted model, not a curated record